Nelumbo nucifera (sacred lotus) is the source of this 1861-nucleotide messenger RNA. RefSeq names its product casein kinase II subunit alpha-like. Gene Ontology annotation, molecular function: ATP binding; protein serine/threonine kinase activity. Gene Ontology annotation, biological process: peptidyl-serine phosphorylation; regulation of cell cycle; peptidyl-threonine phosphorylation. Lineage: Eukaryota; Viridiplantae; Streptophyta; Magnoliopsida; Proteales; Nelumbonaceae. Gene Ontology annotation, cellular component: protein kinase CK2 complex; cytosol; nucleus. The record is from RefSeq and is a predicted model, not a curated record.
GCAUAUGAUUACCCGCGGGCAUCUCUUCUCCCUCAAUCAAAGCUAUACAAAGGGAAAGGGGAAAGCAAAAGAGGAGGAAGAAGGAAGAAGGAAGAAGGAAGAAGGAAGAAGGAAGCGCCAGAGGAGGUGCGAGGGACGGGGGCCGGCUCCUCGUUUUUUUAGAUGCAAUUGUUGUUCCAAGAAUCAAAAGAAGUGGGUACUCCCCCCAUUUCAUGGCCGCAAGGCCUCUGCGUUUAAUUCCGGAGCAUCGACUAUUCUUCAUCUCUCGUUCGGCGCCUCUAUCUUCACGUGCUCCUUCUCCAGCGUUUACAAAAAGAGAAACUGCGGCAACACCUUUUCUGUGCCUUCGUAGGAUCGCCUGCGGGGCUCCACUCACCAAUCCAGAGCAACAACACCCGUCAUAUCACCACCGUCUAUCGACUCUAGAGGAAAACCUGGCGCAGAAGAUCGGCAAGUCCAUCCGUAGGCCUGGUGCCAGCUCUAAGGCUAGGGUUUAUGCCGACGUUAACGUUAUCCGUCCCAAAGAAUACUGGGAUUAUGAGUCCCUUACAGUUCAAUGGGGGGAGCAGGACCAUUAUGAGGUGGUGAGAAAGGUGGGAAGAGGGAAAUACAGUGAAGUUUUCGAGGGUGUUCAUUGUACCAACAACGAACGCUGUAUCAUUAAAAUUCUCAAACCCGUAAAAAAGAAGAAGAUUAGGAGGGAAAUAAAGGUACUGCAGAACCUUUGUGGUGGUCCAAAUAUUAUUAAAUUGUUGGAUAUCGUCAGAGACCAACAAUCAAAGACGCCCAGCCUUAUAUUUGAAUAUGUGAAUAAUACUGAUUUUAAAGUGCUUUAUCCAACAUUAUCAGACUAUGAUAUUCGAUAUUACAUCUAUGAAUUGCUGAAGGCAUUAGAGUAUUGCCACUCACAAGGUAUUAUGCACCGAGAUGUGAAGCCACACAAUGUCAUGAUUGAUCAUGAGCAGCGUAAGCUCCGCCUUAUAGAUUGGGGGCUUGCAGAAUUCUAUCAUCCAGGGAAAGAAUACAAUGUUCGUGUUGCUUCAAGGUAUUUUAAAGGCCCAGAGCUUCUUGUUGAUUUACAAGACUAUGAUUACUCUUUGGACUUGUGGAGCCUUGGUUGUAUGUUUGCUGGAAUGAUAUUCCGUAAAGAGCCAUUUUUCUAUGGACAUGAUAAUUAUGACCAACUGGUCAAAAUAGCUAAGAUACUUGGAACAGAUGAAUUAAAUCCAUACUUGGGAAAAUACCGUCUGGAGCUGGACCCACACCUUGAGGCCCUUGUUGGAAGACAUGGUCGGAAGCCAUGGACUAAGUUCAUCAAUGCCGAUAAUCAACAUUUGGCAGUGCCUGAGGCAAUCGACUUUCUUGACAAGUUGCUACGGUAUGACCACCAAGAGAGGCCGACUGCAAAAGAAGCAAUGGCUCAUCCUUACUUUUAUCCCGUGAGAAGUGCAGAAAGCAGCGGGACUCGUACCCAAUAGCUCGAGUUACAGUGGCCAAUAAAGAAUGCCAUCUUGGCUCUUUGGCUUUGUGUGAUCUUGCUGUAAUUUGUUUGGAGAACCAUGUUUAUGUAGGUUUGCUUUUAAACCAUAUGAUUUGACACUCCUCUUUUCCUCAUUUUGGGGUCGCGAAAAUUGCAAUAUUCAGUUUGCAACAAAGGGGCUAUUUACCCCGUGUAUUUUUGACCUGCGGCCUAGUUGGUUUGCAACACAAUUUCAUUUGCACUGGUUCCUAAGUAUGGGAGUGGAAAUGAGUUGUAUGCAGAUUCUGCUUUAUUUUGUCUUAAAUUUUACCUUUUAUUGUUUAUUUAUGGCAUAAACGAAGUAAAACAAAGUAAAACUUACUUGCAGCCUUUUAAUUUGUA